Messenger RNA from Monoraphidium neglectum, 480 nucleotides. RefSeq lists its product as hypothetical. The record is from RefSeq and is a predicted model, not a curated record. The transcript has 3 exons. Lineage: Eukaryota; Viridiplantae; Chlorophyta; Chlorophyceae; Sphaeropleales; Selenastraceae. The coding region runs from base 1 to 480 and encodes 159 amino acids.
AUGUACUCACCUCUGAGUCGCGCUGGAGGCCCCUCGCAGCCUGGCUUGCCCGGAAGAGCGCUUGCCUCGUUGAAGGCCUUGGGGCUGGUGUUCCUGCCGUCCUUCGUGGCCUUUGUCAUCCUGGAUGUGAUCUGGAUCACGUAUGUGGCCAAGGACGUGUAUGCCGGCCUCAAGCCCAUCCUUAAAGAGGACCCAGACCCCGUGGCGGCAGUGCUAUCGUGGAUCGCCAUCGUGAUGGGGGCGUACGUGUUCGUGCUCCCGCGCACAGGCGGCGGCCGCACUGCCUGGCACGUUGUCGGACAGGGGGCCCUGUUUGGGCUGCUGCUGUAUGGAACGGUGGACCUCACCAAUUGCGCGCUGCUGACUGCCUGGGGGUGGAACGUGGCCCUCGUGGACAUGGCCUGGGGCACCUUGGCAUGCGCCGUGCUGUCUCUGACGCAGCGCUCACUGGCAUCUUACUUCCCUUCAUUGGGGCUGUGA